CACACACACACACACACACACACACACGCACACACUUGGAGAGCGCGCGCAAGGCAGGAAAACCUUCCCCUCCUUUUCCAAGGCUCAAGGCUGCACUUCUUGGAAGUGUAGAGAGGAGAGAGUGAGCAGGGAGCGGGCUUUUGUCUGUUGGUCUCCCUGGACUGAAGAGAAUAGAAGUCCAAGACUAUUAAGAUUCUCAAAAUGGUUUAUUACCCAGAGCUCUUUGUCUGGGUCAGUCAAGGACCAUUUCCAGACAAGGAAAUGGAUGGAAGUCUUCCUAAGGGAAGAUUUCCUGUCCCAAAGGAAGUGAACCGCAAGAAAGAUGAGACCAGUGCUGCCCACCAGACUCCACUGGGCAGCAAUGAACGCCGCUCCCCAAGUAUCAGUUACCUCCACUCUUUUUAAUCGUGACACCUCCAUUUGUAUUACAUAUGGUGUAUGGGUAUUGAUGAGGUCAUGGUAUCAUAUAUGGGAUUUUUUUCUGUGUAAAUCAUCGAGUGUAAGAAGAAACUAUGGGACUCUGAGCCUUGCUUUACAGAAUUUACAGUGGACAAACAGGUAUCAUCAAACCAGUUUUUAAUCAUCCUGACUCAAGUGAAAACGCUCAGAAUUUCACACUGUGAAUCCACGUUUACAAACCCCUACAGAUGGGCCUUCAGGCCUGGUUCGCCACGACAAUGUCUUCCACAACUCAAACCCCUGCCGUGCUUACAUGACCGGUCCACUCUGCCUUCUCGCUCACACAGCUCCUGACUGCUUUUGUGCAGAGGCUGAGAGUCCCCAUUUUUUUUUUCAUUUAGAUGUAACAUGCCUAGUAGUUUAUGUUCAUCAAUUGUCUGUAUAUCUCUAUAUUUUAUCCAUGUACUCUUUUGAUGUAUAGAAGUAGUUCGAAACUCAUUGUUUCCUUGUGGUAAGUGACCGAGAUGCUGCCACAGGACCUGAGACACUGAUGAAUGGUGCUAUUUUGGACUUUCAACAUGCUCCUUGGCGAGGUAGCUCUGAUGGAGUUAUUUUUUAUUUCCAUGUUCUAAGAAGGUGUUGGUACUCUGUUUCCCUGAAUGUCGUUCUCUAGACUGGAUUGACUUGUUUCCUUGUGUCUUCAGUGUGGCUUUCUUCCUCAGUGCUGUAGGUUGAAUGAAUGCUACCGAGAGUGUGAGAGCCUGCCGUCCCACUGGCUGGCACUCCUGGACAACGCAGUCAGCGUAGCGGGAGCAAUUGCAAAACUGUAAUUUACUUACCAAAUCUCUUCCUUUCCAUAGCCUCGCCUGCCUGACUUAGAGAAAGAAAAGCAAUAAUUUUACAGGCAUUUUGAGGUGUCUCUUUGGAUUCUUUUCUGUUUGACUGGAUAUUUGGGGGAAGGGGAA
Dipodomys spectabilis (banner-tailed kangaroo rat) is the source of this 1364-nucleotide messenger RNA. It is a transcript of the gene Nrep, whose product is annotated as neuronal regeneration related protein. Gene Ontology annotation, biological process: axon regeneration; regulation of neuron differentiation; regulation of transforming growth factor beta receptor signaling pathway. The record is from RefSeq and is a predicted model, not a curated record. Lineage: Eukaryota; Metazoa; Chordata; Mammalia; Rodentia; Heteromyidae. The coding region runs from base 202 to 405 and encodes 67 amino acids. Gene Ontology annotation, cellular component: cytoplasm; nucleus. The transcript is spliced from 5 exons.